Molecule: messenger RNA, 951 nt
Organism: Nymphaea colorata (pocket water lily)
Lineage: Eukaryota; Viridiplantae; Streptophyta; Magnoliopsida; Nymphaeales; Nymphaeaceae
Product: NAC domain-containing protein 90-like
Exons: 3
Coding region: 26-505 (159 amino acids)
Biological process (GO): regulation of DNA-templated transcription
Molecular function (GO): DNA binding
Source: RefSeq, a predicted model, not a curated record
GAGAGAGAAGAGAGAGAGAGAGAGAAUGGAAGAGCAGCUGGUCCCGGGAUUCAGAUUCUACCCAACGGAGGAGGAGCUGGUUGGCUACUACCUACAGCACAAGCUCCUCAAUCCUCUCGAUGAUCGAUUCUCACGCAUCAUACCUGUCGUUAAUAUCUACGAGCAUGAUCCAUGGCAGCUUCCAGAAAUGGCUGGAGUGUUAAACUGCAGGGAGCCAGAUCAGUGGUUCUUCUUCUGCCCGAGGCAGGAGAGGGAAGCACAAGGAGGAAGGCCCAACAGGAUCACCCCCUCUGGAUAUUGGAAGGCCACAGGGAGCCCUGGCUUUGUCUUCGGCAACAACAGGAUGAUUGGCACCAAGAGAACGCUGGUCUUCUACGAGGGCAGGGCCCCUAGUGGCACCAAGACCAAGUGGAAGAUGAACGAGUUCGGUUCUAUCUCUCAAGAACAGGCAACCACUUCAAACGCUCAGCCGGAAAUGGAGGGAAGAAAGCGGCGGUCUAGAUAGGCUUCUGCAAAAGCUGAUCGUACAUGCUUGAAGGGUGGUGCAACCAGCUCCAUGAAUUCAUGCAGUACUUCUACUUACUUCAAGUACCCCAAAGUCUUUUGAUGGUUGGCUGUGUAUUUUGGGUCACAUGGUAGGACCUAUACUUGACUGUUCUUUGUUUCUUGAUUGAGUCUUCCCUAAAGAGGAGAUUCAACGUUGAGUCAGUACAGAAUACUUUCUUCUUCAAUAACAGUAACAAGUUGUUGUUACUGUCCUAGAAAUCUGUUCCAAAAUCUAUAAAUCUAUCUAGAUCUUUGGAGUAGAUUCAUGAGGCAUGAGGCAGUAACAACUUGUCACUGUUACCAAACAUGUUCUUAGAAGCCAUUGGGCAUUAGGAACGAAAUGCAAGUGUCUUAUGGAUAUGAAAUACUUGAACAAAAGUUUCAUGAAUCUACUUCAAUUUUUAA